This is a messenger RNA of Ipomoea triloba (trilobed morning glory), 1338 nucleotides long. RefSeq lists its product as uncharacterized. Lineage: Eukaryota; Viridiplantae; Streptophyta; Magnoliopsida; Solanales; Convolvulaceae. The coding region runs from base 1 to 1338 and encodes 445 amino acids. The record is from RefSeq and is a predicted model, not a curated record. The transcript has 2 exons.
AUGGCUAGAAAAACCCCUGAAGAAAUUGUGGAUGAAAGGCAUAGCAAGAGUUAUCAAAAACCCCUUGAAGAAUGUACAAAAAGUAAAGAGGAGAAGGACAGAGUAGCAAUGCAUGUUGCAUAUUACUUCUAUGACUGUGGCAUUCCAUUUAAUACUGCAACUGCUAGGAGUUUUGAGGUUAUGAUAGAGUCUGUUGCACAAAUAGGAUUCAGGUGGAGACCUCCUAGCUAUCAUGAUUUGCGGGUCAAACUCCUAGAGAGAGCAAACAAGGAAACAGACUUGUUGUUAGAAAAGCAUAAGAUUGCUUGGAAGCGAUAUGGGUGUACGUUGAUGUCAGAUGGAUGGACUGACAGAAGAAAUAGACACCUGAUAAACUUCCUUGUCAAUAGUCCAGAGGGGACUUUUUUCUUAGAGUCUGUUGAUGCAUCGGGCGAAUCUCAUGAUGCUGCCAUGUUAGCUAGGUUGCUUGAGGGGCAAGAUUGGAGAAAUAGGAAAAGAAAAUCGGGUAGGUUGUUAGAAGAAAAGAUACCUUCCCUGUUUUGGACUCCCUGCGCGGCACAUUGCUUGGACAUCAUGUUGGAAGACAUUGGCAAGUUGCCCGAGUUCAAGCAAAAGAUUGAAAGUGCUAGGCGGAUCACUACAUUUAUUUAUAGGCAUGGAAGGAUUCGUAGUGCCAUGAGGGAGUUCACAAGUGGUAAAGAUCUUGUGAGGCCUGGAGUCACAAGAUUUGCCACAUCAUUCCUUACCUUGCAAAGCUUAUACAAGCAGCAGAAAGCUUUAAAAAGCUUGUUUGUUAGUGAUCAUUGGAGUACUUCUAAACUAGCAAACACACAAGCUGGGAAGAAGGUAUAUGAUUCUGUGUUUUCUACACGAUUCUGGACAGGGGUGGAAGAUUGCAUCAAGGCAUCUCAACCCAUUCUUGUUGUGUUGAGAAUUGUUGAUGCUGAUGAGAUCCCCGCGAUGCCCGAGGUGGCCAUGGCUAUGGAGAUUGCAAAGAAGAAAUUGAAUGAAGCAUUUGCAAGCCAACCGAGGAUAUUGUCAAAGUUGAUGGAUAUUGUAGAAGGGCGUUGGCAAGAUCAAAUGGAGGUUAAGUUAUAUGGAGCAGCAUUGUUCUUAAAUCCUUCUCAUUAUUUUGAUUUGAAAGAAAAUGAUCUUGAAAGUGCUUGUAAGCAACGAGCCUGCUUUAAUGAUGUGCUUGAAAAGAUGGUUCCAGAUCAAGAAACACAAAUCAAAAUAAGUGAUCAAGUUGAUGAAUAUGAUGGAUUGCAAGGAACUUUUGGGAAGCAAUUAGUCAUUGCACAACGCAAGACCAAAGCUCUUCGUACGUAUUCUAUUUAA